Messenger RNA from Paracoccidioides lutzii Pb01, 609 nucleotides. RefSeq lists its product as hypothetical. Gene Ontology annotation, biological process: nucleosome assembly; negative regulation of DNA recombination; chromosome condensation. The record is from RefSeq and is a predicted model, not a curated record. Gene Ontology annotation, molecular function: structural constituent of chromatin; double-stranded DNA binding; nucleosomal DNA binding. Gene Ontology annotation, cellular component: nucleus; nucleosome. The transcript has 6 exons. The coding region runs from base 1 to 609 and encodes 202 amino acids.
AUGCCUCCCAAGAAAGCUGCCGGCUCCAAGUCCUCGGGCACCGCUACCCACGCUUCCUACAGAGAUAUGAUCAAGGAUGCCAUUAUCAAUCUCAAGGAACGCAAUGGAAGCAGUCGCCAGGCUCUUAAGAAAUAUGUCCAUAACAACAACAAAAUCACCGUUACCUCCCAGAGCGCAUUUGAUGCCCAGUUCAACCGCGCCGUCAAGUCUGGUGUCGAAAAGGGCGAGUUCACUCAACCAAAGGGUCCAUCUGGUCCCCUGAAGCUCGCAAAGAAGGAAGCUACCAAGCCCGCCACUAAACCAGCUGCUAAGAAGGCCGCGAAGCCUGCUGCCGCCAAAAAGGCUGCUCCCAAGGCUGCCACCACCAAGGCUACUACCACCAAGAAAGCUGCUCCCAAGAAGACCGCUGCUGCUAAGCCAAAGGCCAACGUUGCCAAGCCACGCAAGACCACAACCGCGCCGGCAGUUGUUGAGCCAACCAAGGUCCUAGGCAAGACCAAGUCUGGACGCGUCACAAAGACUACCGCAAAGUCCACACCAAAGAAAGCUGGUGCGACGAAGAAGACGACAACGACGAAGAAGGCCACACCGAAGAAGGCAGCUGCAUGA